CGCCUAGCGGACCUCAUGUGGGAGUUGCACAACAUAUGGGUGCUGCCACUACAGAUCGUAUGCGCCCUCAUCAUCCUUUUCCAUGUGGUGGGCAUAUCCAUGCUCUCCGGCCUGGGAGUGAUGCUGGCAGUCAUGCUCGCCAACCUUCUAGUGGCAUCCGGCAUCCACCGAUUCAUAACCGAAAUCAUGUCAGCCAAGGACGCGCGCAUGAAGGCCACCUCGGAAGCCCUCUCCUCCAUGAAGAUCAUCAAGCUCUACGCGUGGCAGCAGCACUUCCAGGACAAAAUCCAAUCGCUCCGCGACUCCGAAGCCUCCUGGCUGGUCAAAUUCAUGGCCUACGCAGCAGUAAACAUCUUCCUCCUCUGGCUCACCCCUCUCGCGGUCUCGGUCGCGACUUUCGGCACGAUGGUGGCUCUCGGUGUGCCGCUUACCCCGGCGUCGGUUUUCACUGCGAUUGCGACUUUCAGGAUUCUGCAGGAGCCGCUGCGGUCGUUCCCGUCGGUGAUCAGCGCGGUCACGCAGGCCAUGGUGUCGUUGAAACGGCUUUCGAGGUUUUUGUCUGAUGAGGAGUUGCAGUGGGAUGCGGUGGAGAGGGUUGGAGAGGGAGGAGGGAUGGGUGGAGAGGGAAUGCGGGAUGGUCUGAAUGGUAAUGGGUAUGGAGGUAAUGGGGGUAUCAGUCAGCAGCAGCAGGAUGGGGAGGGGGAGGAGAGGGGGGUGGAGAAAGGAAAUGAGGAGCCAGUGGAGGGGAAAAGGAAGAAGGAAGGUGAUGAUGACGUGGUGGUGAGGAUUGAGAAUGGCACGUUCAGCUGGGAUGCGGACCCAGAGAAGACCACGUUGACUGGCGUUGACCUGGAGAUCAGGCGGGGCAUGCGCGUGGCGGUGUGUGGGACGGUGGGCGCGGGCAAGUCGUCUCUUCUGUCCUGCAUCCUGGGUGAAGUGCCCAAGCUGCAAGGGAAGGUGUUUGUCUCGGGUCCCACGGCCUACGUGCCUCAGUCCGCGUGGAUCCAAAACGCCACCAUCCGGGACAACAUUCUGUUCGGCCAGCCCUUGGACCGAGCCCGCUACCACCACACGCUGCACCAGUGCUCGCUCCUCGCUGACCUGCGCCUGUUUCCUUUGGGGGCCGACACGCAGAUCGGGGAGAGAGGGGUGAAUCUAUCCGGGGGGCAGAAGCAGCGGAUUCAACUGGCCAGGGCGAUGUAUGCAGGGGUGGGGAUGGGUGCGGAGGUGUAUCUGCUGGACGAUCCGUUCAGUGCUGUGGACGCGCAUACCGGUUCAGAGCUCUUCAUGGAGUAUGUGCUCAAGGGCCUGGCAGGGAAGACAGUCAUCCUGGUGACGCACCAAGUGGAGUUCCUUCCCGCUGCUGACCUCAUUCUGGUGAUGAAGGAGGGGCGCAUAGUGCAGUCAGGGCGCUAUGACCAGCUGCUGGCAGAGGGAACGGACUUCAGUGCUCUCGUGGAGGCACACACUGAUGCGCUCGAGAGUCAACCCGUCGAUCCAAUCCACAGCAACCCGCACCUCUCGCAGCUUCGGAAACAAUCCGCACCGAACCUGCGAAAAGGCUCGGAACCGAACCUGCUGCGCAAGGCCUCGCACUCGCAGCUUCGGAAAAUGUCCGACCCUAUGCUGCUGCACACAGCCUCCCCAGAAUCCCACCAGAUUCUAGAGAACAUGGAAGUGGGGGAAUCAGAUGGUGCUGCUGCUGGUGCUACUGGUUCUGCUGGUGGUGCCGGUGGUUCUUUAGGGGGGGCUGCAGGGGAGGACGGGGAUGGGCAGUUGAUCAGUGAGGAGGAACGGGAGUCUGGGCGGGUUUCUUUGGCUGUAUACUGGCAGUACAUGACGAAAGCGAUGGGCGGCUGGCACGUGCCGCUGCUGCUGCUGGUCCAGCUGGCGUGGCAGGCGCUGCAGAUCGGAUCUGACCUGUGGCUGGCCACGUACAGCUCAGCAGGGGCGGAGAACAGCUCAGCAGAAGCAGGAUACACGUCAGCAGGGGCCGGAUUCAACAAAAGUAUUCUAAGCAACCUCACCUCUCCUCUCUCCUCUCCUCUCGCCUCGAGUCUUUCCUCCUCCUCCUUCACCCCAUCCUUCUCCUCCUCACUCUCCUCCUCCUUCUCCUCCCCUCUCUCAUUCCUCACCCCCUCAGCCAUCACCCCAUCAGCCUUCAUGAAGCUAUACUCGUUAUUAGCUCUGGGCAGCGGCCUGUUUGUGCUGCUGCGUACAGCAGUCAUAUCGUGGGCGGGUGUGAUGACCACCCAGGCGUUCUUCCGAAGCAUGCUGCAAACUGUAUUCCGAGCGCCCAUGUCCUUCUUUGACUCUACUCCCAUCGGACGAAUCUUAUCCCGGGCCUCUACAGACCAAAGUGCACUCGACUUGGACCUGCCAUUUCAGUUUGGCUCGCUGCUCGCCAUGGUGUUCCAGCUGCUCGGCAUUCUCUUUGUCACCUCCUACAUCACGUGGCCUGUGUUCUACGCCAUCAUCCCAUUGACGUACCUCUACUUCUCUUUCCAGGAGUACUAUCUAAUGACAUCGAGGGAGCUCUCUCGUCUGAACGGGGUUACCAAGGCGCCCAUCAUUGAGCACUUCAGCGAGUCGCUGUCAGGGGCAGCAGUGAUUCGAGCAUUCGCCCAGCAGCCCCGAUUCGCUCAAAAGAGUGCAGAGAGGGUGGACACCAACAAUCGAGUGGCAUUUCAUUACGGCGCAUGCACCGUGUGGCUGGGUGUGCAUCUGGAGCUGCUAGGGGCGCUGUUGCUGUGCUUCUCGGCUUUCAUGCUCGUGUGGCUGCCUCCUUCAGUCAUUUCCCCAGGUUUAGCGGGCAUGUCUCUGUCGUACGGUCUCGCCCUCUCUCAAGGCCUCUUCUACGUGGUGUGGGUGUGGUGCGCGCUUGAGAACCAGAUGGUCUCCGUAGAGCGAAUCCUCCAGUUCUCCCACCCCAACGUGCCCCCCGAAGCACCGCUCUCCAUCCCUUCCCACCGCCCUCCAUCCUCCUGGCCCGACCGCGGCGCAAUCACCUUCGAAAACCUCCAAAUCCGGUACCGACCGGACCUCCCAUUGGUUCUCAAAGGCGUGAGCUUGCAGAUCAACGGUGGAGAGAAGGUCGGGGUGGUCGGGAGGACCGGUAGCGGGAAAUCAACGCUCGUCGUCGCUCUGUUUCGGCUCGUCGAGCCAACGGCAGGCCGGGUGGUAAUCGAUGGUGUGGAUACAACCAGGAUCGGGCUGGCGGACCUGAGGAGCAGGCUCGCGAUCAUUCCUCAGGACCCGACCCUGUUCCAAGGCUCGGUUCGGAUGAAUGUGGAUCCGGCUGGGGAGUAUCGGGAUGAGGAGAUCUGGGAGGCGCUGGACAGGUGCCAACUGGGGGAGGUGGUUCGUGGCAUGGAAGAAAAACUGGAAGCACAAGUGGUGGAAGGAGGGGAGAACUGGAGUGUGGGGCAGAGGCAGCUGUUCUGUCUCGGGAGGGCCUUGCUGAAGCGCACCCGCAUUCUUGUGCUGGAUGAGGCAACAGCGUCCGUUGAUUCCGCGACCGACGCGGUGAUCCAACGGACGAUAAAGGAGUGCUUUGGCGACGCCACCAUCAUCAGCAUCGCGCAUCGGAUUGCGACUGUGAUCGACAGCAAUAAAGUGGUCGUCAUGGACCAAGGCACUGUAGCCGAGUGUGACGAGCCGGCUAAGCUCCUGGAGGAUAAGACAUCCAUGUUCUCGCGUCUUGUAGCCGAGUACUCUGCUCGCUCCACCGACAUGGCGGAUGUUGCAAGGAGCACGUCCAUAGAUAACCUGGAAGCUGUUGGAAAAUGGCCGCCGCGGGUGCGCGAGGGAGACGCGGAAGGCGAGGGAGGCGUGGAGGCGUCUUGGGAAUUGCUGCCGCUGUCGCCGUCAGGAUCAGACAGUGAACACUCGGACACGGAGCGACUGGAAGACGAGGAAACAAAGCAGUUGAAGGGCGUGGACACGGAACAGUCAGAAAAUAAGGAUGCGGAGCGAUUGGAGCACGGAUUACGAGUGCUGGUUUCUGAUGGAAUCGAGAUUUCAGGCGACGUAUGUGCUCUCUGCGAUAGUGUUGUUGCUGACGUCGACUCCCCGCCUGCUGACGGAGACUCCCUGCUUUUUGACGUUGAAUCCCCACCUGCUGACGUUGAAUUUCUUCCUACUGACGUCGGCUCGCAUCCCGUGGAUGUGGAGCGCCCUUACGUGCCCGAGACUACGUCAGAUGACGGCCACCUCACGCAUCAGCAGCCAGCUGAUCAGACGGCUGAGCUGACGGCCGAAUUGACGGCUGACCGUCAGCAGCAGGAAGCUAAGGAGACGGCUGGAGAGGGGCCGGUGGCUGCUCCCGUAGCUUGUCCAGACGCCGUUGACGCCGCCUCUCACGCUGCGAACGAGGGAGGGGACGGGACCGAGGGGAUUCUAAGCGAGGGUGGGAAGGAUGACAAGAGUGAAGGAAGUGAGAUACCGCAGGAGCAGGAGAAAACGAAGAGCGUUCUGCUGCUGGUCGAGGCGGAUCUCUCUUCUGCCUCCGCCUCUGGUGCUGCUACCGCCAGCAGCAACGAUCAGGCGAAGCUGGCUCAGCGCCUGGCUGGCGCUCUGCUGCACAGCGCAGGUGCCACCCCCCCUUCUCCGGCAGGCACAGAUGCAUCGCCCCCAGGUGCCACCUCCCCCGCUCCUCUGCCACUCAGGCCGGCUGUAGGAGAAGGCUCUUUGGGGGUUUUGCCUGCCGUGGGGGAGUUGAGCUCAUCUUUGUUGGUGGUGCCGUUUGCCCCAGCAGCAGCUGAUUUUCUGCUGGCGGAUAUUCUGGCGUCUGGGCUCGAACCACUGCCUGCUGCCACUGCUGACGUGGACAAUUUGAAGACUAGCAGCCAAUCAGCGGAUGCCACCUUAGCGGCAGGUGUCACCUCUUCUUCGUCUUUCAAUCCAGUGCCACCAGUGCUCGUGUCAGUGGCCGUGCCUGUGCUCUCUGCAACGGACCUGAACGAAGUCCGGCUAUUGCUGUGUGAAAGGGAAGAGAAAAGGUGUGAGAAGGAGGAGGGGAAGGAGGUGGGGCGAGAUUCUACCGCUGCUGUUGCUGCUGCUGCUGCUCUUGUGAAGCAGCUCCGGGAGCAGUACGAUGUGCUUCGUCUCGCAUUUAGAUACAUCCAAGGCGCUCCGCCCAUUGCUCUCCUUGACACUCACUGCCUCUCACCUGAUACCUUCUCCCACUGCCGUUCCUUCCUCCUCUCCUCGCUGCACCUCCCCUCCUCGUGGCCCGUCUUGUCCAUCCCCUCUCUGCUGAAACCACCUGGCGAGUUGGAUUCACCUGCACCUGCCAAUGCAUCUGAGACCGAAGGAUUGCCUGAGAAAUCACCUGAGGAGGCAUCGGCUGCGCAGGAAUCACCUGAAGAAUCACCUGACAACAGCAACAGCAGCAGCGUAAUCGAGGAAUCAGCCCACGUUCUCUGCCCCGCCUCUGUGGGAGCUUUGCUUUGCUCGGUGAUGCACAUAUCUAGCCUCUCACUUGAGCUACAGCAAGUGGCGAAGAAGAUCCAAGCAGGCGCGCAGGGAGUGGGGAUGAAUCGAGAAGGGGUGAGUGGAGCUGAUACAAGCAGGUCAACCGAGUCAACUCAGUUGAAGCAGCCAGAGGAUUCCAGCAAGUGGGCGGCGCUUUGGCACGCAGCAGAUGCCCUCUCUUCCGGCCGGCUUUCCCACACCCUCACCACCGUCACUCCACACCUGCACCACCUGCACCAGAUGUACCUCCCCUUCAAACCCCACCUCCAUCAAGCAUCUGCUCUCGUCGUGUCAACUGCUCCCAUCCGAAAGCAACAGUUUGAAGUGCUGUAA
Molecule: messenger RNA, 5808 nt
Organism: Closterium sp. NIES-65
Lineage: Eukaryota; Viridiplantae; Streptophyta; Zygnematophyceae; Desmidiales; Closteriaceae
Source: the annotation of a GenBank genome assembly